This is a messenger RNA of Micropterus salmoides (largemouth bass), 1773 nucleotides long. RefSeq names its product integral membrane protein 2Ba (gene itm2ba). NCBI's taxonomy places the organism in Eukaryota, Metazoa, Chordata, Actinopteri, Centrarchiformes, Centrarchidae. The record is from RefSeq and is a predicted model, not a curated record. Gene Ontology annotation, molecular function: amyloid-beta binding. Gene Ontology annotation, biological process: negative regulation of amyloid precursor protein biosynthetic process. The transcript has 7 exons. Gene Ontology annotation, cellular component: plasma membrane; Golgi apparatus; extracellular exosome. Bases 148 to 984 code for a protein of 278 amino acids.
UCAUCACAACAGAUCGGAGUUGGCCGGAGAAAGAGCGCAGCUACUUUUACUUCGGAGCAAAUUCUCUGUUUUGUUCUUUUUUGUUCCCCAUCAUAGCUUUUUGAUCGUAAUUCUUCUUGGUCGGAGGUUAUCAACGUUUCUUCCAGGAUGGUUAAAGUGUCUUUUAACUCCGCUUUGGGACAGAAAGAUGUGAAAAAGGACGCCGAAACUCUAAUUCCCGAGGAGGACAAAGAUGCCGAGGCUGCUCUGCCGGUGCGUCACCAGUCUCGGGCCUGGUGCUGGUGCAUGUGCCUGGGCCUCGCCCUCAUGCUGUCUGGGGUGGUGGUUGGAGGAGCCUACCUGUACCGCUUCUACGUCCUGGAGGUGAGCAGGCAUCCCCAACAAGGGUGGGACAGUUCCUCCUACGACACCGAGGAGGGCCAGGUGUUUGUGUGCGGGGUGAACUACCGCGAGGAGGACUUCAUGAUGCAGGAGGAGGACGAGGUGGCGGUGGAGCUGCCGAGCCAGUUCCAACUGCGACAGAUCGAGGAGAGGAUCCGGGUCCUGGAGAUGGAGCAGGUGGAGCUCAUCAACGUCCCCGUGCCCGAGUUCGACGACGGAGACCCUGCAGACAUCGUCCACGACUUCCAGCGGAGGUUGACCGCCUACCUGGAUCUGAGUCUGAACAAGUGCUACGUCAUCCCGCUCAACACCUCCAUCGUCAUGCCCCCUAAAGACUUCCUGGAGCUGCUCAUCAACGUCAAGGCCGGCACCUACCUGCCUCAGUCUUACCUGGUCCACGAGGAGAUGAUGGUGACCGAGCGCCUGGACCACGUCGACCAGCUGGGCUACUUCAUCAAAAACCUGUGCGAGGGCAAAGACACCUUCAGGCUGCAGCGCAGAGACAGGAUCCUGGGGAUGCAGAAGCGUGAAGCUCUGAACUGCCACAAGAUUCGCCACUUCGAGAGCAAGUUUGUGGUGGAAACUCUGAUCUGUGAGCCUUAAGGGACGUCGCGGCCUCGCAGCUGCUCUUCGAGUCACUGGCGUGCAGUGAGAUCUGUGUUUUUAAUCCUCGCCUGUCCUUUCUGUUUCCUGUCCUUUUCCUUCAGGUAGUCUGAGUGAGUGAGAGGAGUGAAAUGUGAAGCUGUUUGAGUAAAUCGUCAUCGAUUUAAAAAUGGAAACAAAAGAGCUGUUUAUUUUUCCACUUUUUCUGUACGGGGGUCUUCUUGGAAACAUUAUCUUUUCAGAAAAUAAUUAGCUUUAAAGUCGGCUGUGUAUAAAUAACAUAAAUUAUUUUAAUCAAAAUAACGGCAUUUAUAGCAUGAACACUCGUAAUUUAGUAGACGAGGGUAAAUUUAGUUUGCCUUACUUUUAAAGAGAGAGGGCGACUUUUCUGCCGCUCCUCCUGGUGUUAGAAACAGAUCAGUUUUUUUGGGGGGGGGGUUGUUUUCGUUUUUGUAUUUUGUCUGCUGUAGCUAAUAAUACACUGCACCUGUUCUUUCUUAACUGGGAAAUGAUCUUAAAAUAAGAGUGUGGGACACUCGCUUCUCCUGUUUGAGCUUUAAAAAAGAAAAUGAGUUUGUAAAAGUAUUAAACAAGAAAAGAGAUGAAAGAGUGAAAUCACAGGAAGAGACACACACUUACGUUAAAAUCUUUUUCUCGACGGUUGUCGGUCUUUUUUUUGAAUGUGUAAUUUUUUGGAUGACUCUUCUUGUUGUACUAAUUUGUGUAUAUAAUCUCUUAAAAGAUAUGAACAGACCAACACAAUAAACAAAAACCGACGGAAAAACAAAA